Cynoglossus semilaevis (tongue sole) is the source of this 2178-nucleotide messenger RNA. It is a transcript of the gene tbcb, whose product is annotated as tubulin folding cofactor B. The transcript is spliced from 7 exons. Bases 595 to 1335 code for a protein of 246 amino acids. Gene Ontology annotation, cellular component: microtubule plus-end; cell cortex; nucleus. Gene Ontology annotation, biological process: cytoplasmic microtubule organization; tubulin complex assembly; post-chaperonin tubulin folding pathway. Lineage: Eukaryota; Metazoa; Chordata; Actinopteri; Pleuronectiformes; Cynoglossidae. The record is from RefSeq and is a predicted model, not a curated record. Gene Ontology annotation, molecular function: alpha-tubulin binding; microtubule plus-end binding.
AAUGUCAAGUCAAUUUAAUUUAUACCCUCAAUUGAUUCUUCUUUUUUAUAAGAAUAUUUAAAUAAGGCUAGUAUAAUUUUAUAUUCUUAUCGUGUUAGCCGCUUUUGGUGAAAAUGUUUUGUCAGAGCGGGAGGGAUUUUUUAAAUUUGUUUUUAAUCAAACGCCAAUAGUGUACACCUACAUAUAAUUUUAAGGCACACAGCACGACCUGCUGGUAAGAAAGGAAAUGUUUGCGUCUUGUGUCUGUGGCGCCAGGGCGCUGUCCUUCAUGUCUGACGAUUCGACCGAAGUUGUGUCAAUCUACACUUAAAGGGCGGUUCUUGUGCGCUAUUCCUUCGUUCGGUGAUCUGAUUGGACAAGCUCAUGCGCUUUGUCUUUGUGAUAGGUGGAUUGAAUUUCGCGUCGAGGCGAGUCAGGAAGUAUGUUUUACGUUUCCCACCCGUUUACAGCAAAACUGUUGUCAUAACGGAUAACUGAUGGCAUCGUCAGACUAAACAAACUCACAGAGAAGAAGAAAGAGUAAUUUAAAAAACCACAAGAGGAACGUAACACGUGUCUGUUCCCCGCAUUGGCUACUUAUUAAAAGGCAGCAUCAUGGACGACCAAGUGACAGUUAUCACCAAUCCCAUUGUGGAGGUGCGCAUCACCAGCACCAGCAAUUCUUCAGAGGUGCUGCGCAGGUUCAACAGAGGAAUUACUAUUGCGGAGUUGAAGGGUAAGUUGGAGAUGAUUGUGGGCUUACCUGCUUCCUGCAUGGAACUGGAAGUUUUGAGCGUGUCGGGCGACUUCUUGCAGAAGAUGGACAAUAACGAUGCUCUGUUGGGCUCCUAUCCUGUGGAUAACAACUGCACAAUACAUGUCAUCGAUCAAAGUGGAGGACAGAUGGGCGAGUUUGGUGAUGUUUCCAAAGUGGAGAAGUUUGAACUUUCAUCUGAUGAUUAUGAAAAGAAGACUGACUCAGCAAGGGCAUUCAUGAAGAAGCGUGGCCUUGGUCGCUACAAUGAGGAAGAAAUGGCAAAGAAGAAAGCUGAACAAGCUGCUAGAGAGGAGGAAAAUAAGGCUGCUGCUGACGCCAUUACAGUUGGCGACAGAUGUCAAGUACAGGUACCUGGGCAACCCACAAAGGUCGGCUCAGUCAUGUAUGUUGGUACAACAGAUUUCAAACCAGGCUUAUGGGUUGGUAUAAAGUACGACGAGCCGCUGGGAAAAAAUGACGGAAGCGUAAACGGAAAGAGAUACUUUGAAUGUGGAAACCAAUAUGGUGCAUUUGUAAAGCCCUCACAUGUGAUUGUGGGUGACUUCCCUGAAGAAGAUUAUGGUCUAGAUGAGAUGUAGAACUAAUUUUCUUUUUUUAAUUCAAAACUCUUAAGUUCAUGCACCAACCUGGAGAGGUUUGACCAUUUGAUGCCAAGACUUUAGCCUUAAGCACUUGAAAGUUACACAGAAUUUAUAAUCAUGUAAAAGAAAUUGACUAUUCGUGGCUAUUGAAUGGCUAAAAACAGCUGCACAAAGCAUGAAAAAAAAAAGGCCAAUAGCUUGCACCAUAUCUCUCUCCCUGAGAAGAGAUACUGAACAAAUGUUUUUUGUUUGCAGUUCAGAAAAUUCAGAAGUGAACAAAGUUGUAUCCAUAAUUACUAACAGGAAUGUUUAUUGUUCUAAGAAAGAAGAUCAAAAAAGGCCUUUACUCAUUUCAAAACUGCAUUUCUUUCAGUGAGUAGAUUAAAGUCAAAUCACUAUUGCAUCUCUGGCAGCAGGAGGAGGCUUUUGGUUUUGGACUCCCAUGAUAUGUUGAUGCAUCUCCUAGUGGUUCCUGAAAGUUCUUUCUGUGUGUUAAAUCUCCUCAACUGCAGCAUAUGGCUCAGUUGUUACUAAUCCUUUUUUUUCUACAUAACUUAUCAUUACUGUAGUUCGGUGUGCGAACUGUACUGCACAUACUGUAAUGUCAUUUUGUGAGCACAUCUAAAAGCACUGUCCUGAGUUUUUCCAAGUUUCAUUUUAAAACCAAUUGGCUACAUUCACAACCACCAUAAGAGUUCCAGUAGUUUAGGUAAAUCAAGUUUUUACAUGUGCAUAAUGACACUACUGUGUGUUUAGGUUUCUAAAAUCAACCCAUGUUUUCCUUGAACGACUCUGUCUGUUUACAGUUUGGUUAAGUGGAUAAUAAAAACCUAUAACCAU